ACCAAACAGCAGCUGAUGUUGAUUUGACGGAAAACAGAUCCGGAAUCAACUUUGUUUAGAUUUUUAAAAGGUCGACCGAAAAACGCAGAAAAUUGUUAAAACUGGUUUGCCUAGUCGAAAGGGGCAAGUAGAGUAGCUCGUUGAAAAAAACUGAACUCGAAUUUUCAAUCUAAUCCAAGCAUUUGAAAACAAAUAUGCCACCUCCAAAGGCUAAACUGCAUAAAAACACCGGGAAGCUUAAAAGUAUACCGAAAAUUCCUAGAAACUCACCAGCGCCAGCAGCCGUUCCAGCUUCAAACACGACUGUAUCCUCUCAGUCAAGUGCAUCUGAAUAUGAUGGUCAGUUCGAACUGGAACUAUACUGGUGCAUCCAGCAGCUUGAGAAUUCCCUCAAUGCCCCUCAUAUAAAGGAUAACAAAAAGAAAGUUGAAGACACUAUGAAGUCAAUCAACAUUCUCAAAUCAGCGACCCAACCCCUCAUUAAGAAGCGCCAAAUCAUGCGGACCACAUUCGGUGACUAUCGUGCAAAAAUGGCAGAGGAGGCGCAAACCAUGGCACUGAAUCCGGAUAGUGUUGGAUUUGAUGCCCCGAAAAAAAAGGCGAAAUACCAUUUUGUAAAGAAGGCAGCUUUACUGACGAGUGACAAGGAUUUCCGGUUCAAUUUUGAAAAUAUACAGCUAGAUGACCAGAAAAGCAAUACAUCAGAAGCAAAUCCAGACGUGAUUGAGCCCAAGCAAACUAAUCAGGAAUAUGUGUUCGGAGCGAAGAAACCAUCAGAUAGUCAAUUUAAGUUUAAUUUUUCAAUAGAAGAUUAGUUUAUAACCGAAUAAAAAUAUGUGUUUUUAUAAGGAGA
This is a messenger RNA of Toxorhynchites rutilus septentrionalis, 853 nucleotides long. RefSeq names its product UPF0488 protein CG14286. Bases 195 to 815 code for a protein of 206 amino acids. Lineage: Eukaryota; Metazoa; Arthropoda; Insecta; Diptera; Culicidae. The transcript has 2 exons. The record is from RefSeq and is a predicted model, not a curated record.